AUGAUACUACUCCAAAGUGGCCACUUCCGGCGUCACUUAGUAUCUACAUAUCCGCAGAAAUGCCGCUCGCCUCGUUCCCCGCAGCUCCGCCAGCUCCGCCAGCUACACAAGCUCUUCGAAGCUGAAAAAAGGACAUUUACAACACAUCGUGCUAUACUAAAAAAGCAAGAUGCUAAUAGCCGGCAAAGAAAUGGGAUUGGAAACCCGCAAAAGGCUGCGUCUACACCGGGAGGCACGCCUACGGUUCCAUCUAAGCCGGCAGACAAUAAGGCGAACAUCCUGGACGAGGUAAUGUUGACGAGGAAAGAGCAACGCAAAGCAGACUGGGCUAUAAUGAGAGAGAUGACGAAGUAUUUGUGGCCGAAGGACGACUGGGGAACAAAACUUCGCGUAGGGGUCGCAUUGUCACUACUAGUUGGAGGAAAGAUUUUGAACGUCAAUGUUCCUUUCUACUUCAAACAAAUCGUGGAUUCUAUGAACAUAGAUUUUGCAGCGUUGGGGGGUACUGCCUGGACUGUUGCAGGAUCUAUGAUCGUGGCAUAUGGUGUCACAAGAAUAGGUGCAACAGUUUUCCAAGAACUCCGAAACGCUGUAUUUGCAAGUGUGGCACAAAAGGCUAUAAGAAGGGUUGCAAGGAAUGUGUUUGAUCAUCUACUACGCUUGGAUCUCAAUUUUCAUUUGAGUCGGCAGACUGGAGGUCUCACCAGGGCAAUUGAUAGGGGUACCAAAGGAAUAAGUUUUCUACUUACUUCAAUGGUAUUCCACGUCUUUCCUACGGCUUUGGAAAUAUCCAUGGUCUGUGGAAUUCUGAGUUACCAAUAUGGUCCCAAGUUCGCAGCAAUUACGGCUGCAACUAUGGUAGCGUAUUCAGCUUUUACAAUUACAACCACUGCAUGGCGCACCAAGUUUCGCAAACAGGCAAAUGCCGCUGAUAACCAGGGAGCUACCGUUGCCGUCGAUUCUCUCAUCAACUAUGAAGCUGUGAAAUACUUCAAUAAUGAGAAGUUUGAAGUGUCCAGGUACGACAAGGCCCUAAAAUCAUACGAAAAUGCGUCAAUUAAAGUGACAACUUCACUUGCCUUUCUGAACUCUGGCCAAAACAUGAUUUUUUCGAGCGCGCUCGCAGCAAUGAUGUAUUUCGGCGCAGAUGGUGUUGCCACUGGAGCGUUGACAGUCGGGGAUUUGGUUAUGAUAAAUCAACUCGUCUUCCAGCUCUCUGUCCCCUUGAACUUCCUGGGCUCGGUGUAUCGAGAGCUUAGACAGUCGUUACUGGAUAUGGAAACACUUUUCAAUCUCCAGAAGGUCAAUGUAAAAAUAAAAGAGCUGUCGGAUGCGAAGCCGUUACAACUUACAAAAGGUGGAGAAAUCAAAUUCGAAAAUGUUACUUUUGGUUAUCACCCAGAUCGAAUGGUUCUAAGAAACGUCACAUUUACCAUUCCAGCGGGUCAAAAGUUUGCCGUCGUUGGCCCAAGUGGAUGUGGAAAAUCUACGAUUUUGAGAUUGCUUUUUCGGUUCUAUGAUGUGCAGGGAGGCCGUAUUUUAAUCGACGGCCAGGAUAUUCGAGGCGUCACACUCGAUAGCCUGCGGAAAUCAAUAGGCGUUGUACCUCAGGAUACGCCAUUAUUUAAUAACACCAUUGAGCACAAUAUUCGAUACGGCCGAAUUGAUGCUACAUCUGAGGAAGUACGACAGGCAGCAGAACGCGCGCACAUCCAUGAUCUAAUACAGCGAUUACCAGCUGGAUAUAACACUCCGGUCGGUGAACGUGGUAUGAUGAUAUCUGGAGGCGAAAAGCAAAGGCUCGCUAUAUCCAGACUUAUCUUGAAGAACCCGCCAUUGUUGUUCUUCGAUGAAGCAACAUCUGCACUAGAUACGUACACAGAGCAGGCACUCCUUCUAAACAUCAAUAGUAUUCUCAAAGACCAGGCAAGAACGAGCGUUUUUGUAGCUCAUCGACUUCGGACAAUAUAUGAUAGCGAUCAGAUAUUGGUCUUGAAAGGCGGCCAAGUCGCUGAAGUUGGUACUCAUUCUGAACUUCUGGAAAAACAGGGUGUAUAUGCAGAGUUAUGGAAUGUUCAAGAAACGUUACUGGCGCGAGACCCGGAGCGCGAAAGAGAGAUAGAGAUUGAAGAAUUCGAGAGGGAGAAGAAGAUGGAGGAAGCAAAGAAAGAACAGCAUCUUUCGCAAUCGGCUUCACAGGACCCACCAAUUCCACAUUAA
Molecule: messenger RNA, 2220 nt
Organism: Ophidiomyces ophidiicola
Lineage: Eukaryota; Fungi; Ascomycota; Eurotiomycetes; Onygenales; Onygenaceae
Gene: ATM1
Product: Iron-sulfur clusters transporter atm1, mitochondrial
Exons: 7
Coding region: 1-2220 (739 amino acids)
Biological process (GO): intracellular iron ion homeostasis; transmembrane transport
Cellular component (GO): mitochondrial inner membrane
Molecular function (GO): ATP binding; ATP hydrolysis activity; ABC-type transporter activity
Source: RefSeq, a predicted model, not a curated record